Molecule: messenger RNA, 822 nt
Organism: Rangifer tarandus platyrhynchus (Svalbard reindeer)
Lineage: Eukaryota; Metazoa; Chordata; Mammalia; Artiodactyla; Cervidae
Source: the annotation of a GenBank genome assembly
AUGAACUGGGGGAUCUUCGAGGGGCUCCUGAGCGGGGCCAACAAGUACUCCACAGCCUUCGGGCGCAUCUGGCUGUCCCUGGUCUUCAUCUUCCGCGUGUUGGUGUACCUGGUGACGGCCGAGCGAGUGUGGAGCGACGACCACAAGGACUUCGACUGCGACACUCGCCAGCCGGGCUGCUCCAACGUGUGCUUCGACGAGUUCUUCCCCGUGUCCCACGUGCGCCUCUGGGCCCUGCAGCUCAUCCUGGUCACAUGCCCCUCACUGCUUGUGGUCAUGCACGUGGCCUACCGCCAGGCCCGGGAGAAGAAGUACCAAGAGGCCAUCGGGAAGGACGGCGGGCGUCUCUACCUCGACCCCAGCAAGAAGCGGGGAGGGCUCUGGUGGACAUACGUCUGCAGCCUGGUGUUCAAGGCGGGCGUGGAUGCCACCUUCCUCUACGUGUUCCACUCCAUCUACCCCAGGUACACCCUCCCCCGCGUGGUCAAGUGCCACGCGGACCCAUGUCCCAACGUGGUGGACUGCUUCAUCUCCAAGCCCGAGGAGAAGAACAUCUUCACUCUCUUCAUGGUGAUCACAGCCCUCAUCUGCAUCGCCCUCAACCUGGUGGAGCUGGCCUACCUGGUGAGCAAGAGAUGCCGAGAGUGCCUGGCAGCCAGGAAAGCCCGGUCUGAGAGCCUGGACCACCAUCUGGACUGGGUCACUGCUUCUUCCAAACACGGCGACCUCCUCUCGGGCGACCUCAUCUUCCUGGGCUCAGAUGUUCCCCCUCCACUCUUACCAGACCACCCUCAGGACCACGUGAAGAAAACCAUGGUGUGA